AUGUCUAGAAAUAUCGACAUGUCUACAUUUUCUGUUAGUACAGCUCCAGAAUGGGAUGCAGAAUUCAAGUCAUCAGUCGUGUAUUCAUCAAUAACAAAAGGAUUAUUCAAAAAUAUGACAAUUACUUUAAAGAAUGGUGCAGAAUUAACAGUUAGAAAAUUGUUGAAUAAAGGAGAAAAAAAAGUAAUGUUUUUGUUAGAUGAGGCAAUUCUUACAUUAGAAGAGAUAAUUGAUGAAAAUAAUUGUGAAGCUUUAAAAGUAAACAUAUCUUCACGUUUUAAAAAUACAAAAGUUUUUUUUAAUUUUAAAGCAACAUUAAAAGCUUUUGGUGACUCUUCUGCUACAGAAAAAAAAUUUGAUUGUCAAUUUGGAGUUGGAGAUAUAGAUGAAAAUAGUGUACCAUAUCUUUUUUACAUAUCACCUAAAACAGUCACUUAUAUUUCAUCUAAUGAAAAUGGAGAAAAUGUAACUACAAUUACCAAGUCAAUGGGAUUGUUUUCAAAGUUAGGUAUAAAAUUAGUUGAUGGAGAAGAUAUCUAUUGUAUGGAACCAUUUGAUACUCCUGAUACUGAAAUUGUAUUUAAAUUAUGUCAAGCAAAUAUAGUGUUGAAUCUUAAAAAAGAUCAAAAUAAUUUAGAAUGUUUGGAGAUGAAUGUUGUUCCAAAAUCACCAAAUAUUGAAUUAUUGUAUAAAAUUCAGAUAAACUUACAAUCCUACAACUACGAUGAUUCUUUUUCAAAAGAUUAUACAUGUAUAUUUGAUUUAGGAACACGUAUUUUUCCUCAUCCAAUUUUUUUUGGAAGUGAAUUAGAAAAAAAAUUUAUUCAAUUGAAUAUUGAUGUUAUUCAUAAAAAAAUUGAUCAUCUACCAUUAUACAAUGAUGGAGAUUUGCAGUUAAUAUUUGAUAAUGGAGAUAUUCUUUACACAAAUAAACAUAUUUUGUAUCAGGAAUCACCAUAUUUUGCAGAAUUAUUAAAAGAUCAAUUAAAAAAUUCACAACCAAUUGUUAUUAAUAUUCCUAAUUUAUCAAGUGAUAGUUUUAAAGAAUUGUUAAAUCAUGUUUAUAUGAAUAAUCGAUCUGCUUCUAUACAUUUUUCAGAUGUUACUAAAACUGCAAUUCAAUUUAAUUUUCCUUCUAUUCUCCAUAAAUUAGCAAUUUAUUUAAUAAUGGAUGAACAAUUUCCAUGGUUAGAUAAAAUAAAAAACGCAAUUAGGUUAAAUUUAUUUAAUGCUGUUGUACUUUUAUCACUUCAAGCUUCUAGAAAUGGCACAUGGGAACAUAUAUUGGCCUCGGGCAUCGACCCAAUUACAGAAUUUGGUUAUGAUGUAUAUGAACAAUACAUUAAACCACAAAUACUAAGAGGAAAAGAAGAAUUAAUAAAAGAAAAUUUUUUUUAA
This is a messenger RNA of Strongyloides ratti, 1398 nucleotides long. RefSeq names its product BTB/POZ-like domain and BTB/POZ fold domain and BTB/POZ domain-containing protein. The record is from RefSeq and is a predicted model, not a curated record. The transcript has 2 exons. Bases 1 to 1398 code for a protein of 465 amino acids. NCBI's taxonomy places the organism in Eukaryota, Metazoa, Nematoda, Chromadorea, Rhabditida, Strongyloididae. Gene Ontology annotation, molecular function: protein binding.